ACCCCGGGCAAAGCGAAUACUCCCCACUACUCCUAAAUUAUUAGUAGUUAAUUCAACACGCCAGCAAUGUUACGUUCGGCCAUCUUGGUUUAGCACGCGGCAAACAUCGAAGCGAGAGGCCGUGUCGCAUCUCAUCCGCGGAGUGAAGAUUUGUGUUUUCGUAAAUAAAAGAUUGAUUUUACGCGAUGGUGAAUAAAUAUAAAAAAAAAACUGAGCAAGGGACGUGGGAUGAAAAUGCUAUGCAAACAGCUAUUAAUUUAUGCAAAGCUGGAGAAUCAAUAAAAAGUACAGCUAAAAAGUAUGGUUUGGCUUAUGCAACCUUGUAUAGGCAUGUAAAAACCGGCAUAGCUGCUUCAAAACUUGGUCGAUUUCGUCCUGUUUUCACUGAAGAGCAGGAAAUAGAGUUGGUGACAUAUCUCAAAGAUAUGGAUUCUGUAUUUUUUGGCUUGACUCGAAAUGAAUUUAAAAAUUUAGCGUACAUCUACGCCAAGAAAAAUAAUUUGAACUAUCCGAAUAACUGGGACAAGUACGAAAAAGCUGGAGAUGAUUGGUUAUCGUCAUUUUUGUCUCGUCACGAUCAAAUAUCCCUCAGGACUCCAGAGGCAACAUCGGUUGCAAGGGCAAAAGGAUUUAACAGACAUGAAGUUGAACGUUUUUAUGAAAACCUUGAAGUUUUAACAGUAAAAUAUGAUAUUGAUGCAUCUAGAUUAUAUAACAUGGAUGAAACUGGUAUAUCUACAACCACAAAUAAGCCGCCUAAAGUGCUAUCAACGAAAGGAAAGAAACAAGUGGGCAUAAUCGCCAGUGCAGAACGUGGUCAAUUAACGACUGUCAUAGGUUGUUGUAAUGCCGCUGGUUCAUUUCUCCCACCAUUCUUAAUUUUCGCCAGAAAAAAGAUGCAACCCAGACUACUUGAUGGUGCGCCUCCCGGCACUCAAGGAACCUGUACUCCAAAUGGCUGGACUUCAGGUGAGGUGUUCUUUGAUUGGAUGCAUUUUUUUGUGGAACAUACCUUUUGUAGAAACUUCUUCAACUCCUUCCCCUUCACUUCUUCAAGAACAGAUCCCAUCAAAUUCAGUAGAUCCUCUAUCAGAAAUAUUUCCAUCUCGAAACAGAACUCCCUCUUCGACGGAUGUACACCUGAAUCAGAACCUGGAUGUUGCCGAAUUAUUUCCGCUUUUGGGCCAGCUAUAGCUGUUCAGAGAAGUGACACAGUGCUCCCAGAGACUGAAAUAAAUAUUCAACAAAAUACUAGCCAUGACAACUCACCUGUUCCGAAACCGGGAUGCUCAGCCUCCCACUGCAGUCCCUUAGUGUUAAGACCUAUUCCAAAUCCUGCCAAACCAAUGACCACGCGUAAACGGAAAUUACAAAAAUCGGAAAUAUUAACCAGUACCCCGAUCAAGAAAGAUCAAAAGCAGAAAUAUGACAAAAAUAAAGUUAAGAAUGUUACUAAAAGACUGAAUGGUAAGUCAAAAAAUGUUUCUAAGAAAACUAAUACAAAGACUGACAAAGACAAAAAGCCUGCUAAAAAGAUUAAACAGCCAAAGAAAAUAAAAGAAUUUAAGGAUAUUUUAUGCUUUUUUUGCGGUGAAAUAUAUAUUGAAGAAGACGGUAAACCAAUUGAAAAUUGGAUUCAAUGUGAUAUUUGUCAUCAAUGGUGUCACGAAGAUUGUUCUGCUUUUGAUGGCACUCAGGGAUAUACCUGUGACAAUUGCCAAUCUUAA
Messenger RNA from Galleria mellonella (greater wax moth), 1727 nucleotides. RefSeq lists its product as uncharacterized. Gene Ontology annotation, molecular function: DNA binding. The coding region runs from base 186 to 1727 and encodes 513 amino acids. Gene Ontology annotation, cellular component: nucleus. The record is from RefSeq and is a predicted model, not a curated record. The transcript has 4 exons. Lineage: Eukaryota; Metazoa; Arthropoda; Insecta; Lepidoptera; Pyralidae.